UCCUUUAAGUAAAUUAUCUUCAAUUGAAGAACAAGUAAUAAUAAAACCAAUACAAGUCCAAUAAACUGAAAAAUAGUAUAUUCAAAUCAAUUAUUGUUAAAGAUCUUGCAAUGGAUCAACCUCAACCACCACAUAUAGCAAUUCUUGGAGCUGGUAUUUUUGUUAAAACUCAAUACAUUCCAAGAUUAGCUGAAAUUCCUAAUCACUUUGUUCUUAGAGUUAUUUGGAGUCGCAGUGAGGAAUCUGCCAGAAGUGCUGUUGAAAUAGCACAGAAACAUUUCCCAAAUGUGGAAUGUAAGUGGGGAGAUGCGGGGCUUGAGGAUAUCAUUAAGGAUAGUUCCAUUACUGGUGUUGCUGUGGUUCUUGCUGGACAAACCAUGGUGGAUAUGUCACUGAGGCUGCUUAAGGCAGGAAAGCAUGUCCUUCAAGAGAAACCAGCCGCUGCAACUGUGGAUGAGGCAGAAAAAGCACUGGCUCAGUAUAAUUCUCUUAGUGCCACAUUAACUCAUCAACCAAUAUGGGCAGUUGCAGAAAAUUAUCGCUUUGAACCUGCCUUCAUUGAGAGCAAGAAACUAAUUUCUGAAAUUGGAGAGAUGAUGAAUAUCCAAGUAAUUGUUGAAGGAUCAAUGAACAGCUCAAAUCCUUACUUCGCCAGCUCGUGGAGACGCCAGUUUGUCGGUGGUUUCAUUCUAGACAUGGGCGUACAUUUUGUAGCUGGACUAAGGAUGCUUGUCGGAUGUGAGAUUGCAUCAUUGACAUCCAUGAAUUCUCAUGUGGAUAAGACUUUGCCUGCUCCGGAUAACAUCUCGUCGUUGUUUCAACUGGAGAAUGGGUGUUCAGGAGUUUUUGUGAUGGUGGUAUCUUCGAAGUCACCAAAGAUAAUCUGGCGAGUUGUGGGUUUGAACGGAGUGCUGCAAGUUGAGCGCGGUAACGAGGAUGGAAAGCAUGGCUACUCGGUUUUCCUUCAUAUGGCUGAUGGCCAUAGCAAGAGCUUCUUUUAUCCAUUCAGUGGGGUCACUGACGAAUUGAGAACAUUUUUAUCAGAUGUGUCGACUGCCAACCUGAAGAAGGACCCUAGUUCCUACAUCGAUCCUCGUCUCUCAUUUGCCGAAGGUGCCCGUGAUGUUGCUGUUUUGGAUGCGAUGCUGGAAUCAGGGAAGAAACAAGGAGCUCUGGUCCAAGUGAAAAAGUUCUAGUUUAAUGCUGACAUUACUCUCCUUUAAUAUUUCAUCCACAUUAUUCUUCAUCUUCAUACCAUGAAGUGGAUACUUUACUGAAAAUAAAUGAUUUAUAACCCGCGGCUACUAAGAAAACGGAUCGAUUGGAGAUCACUUUCUCUCCCGUGAGCUACGUCUUGGUGUUUGGUCCUCUCGUUGUCUAUACACUCGACGAUUUCUUGGUUAGGACCAUUGUACUAGUUAUGACCCUAUUGCGAAGUUUGGAAACAUGUUACUUGUUGAGAUCCUUUUGUGUCUACCGGGUUAGAAUAAAGAGUAGUUGGGAAUAUUUGUAAACAAAUGUACUAUAUGAGCUGGAAUUAUAGUGUACCUAACCUUGUUUGAAGCUGAAUAAAAGUGAUGGAAAAACAAUUCUGAUCCUA
Molecule: messenger RNA, 1600 nt
Organism: Lycium barbarum (goji berry)
Lineage: Eukaryota; Viridiplantae; Streptophyta; Magnoliopsida; Solanales; Solanaceae
Product: dehydrogenase FPY6
Exons: 12
Coding region: 111-1196 (361 amino acids)
Biological process (GO): NADPH regeneration
Cellular component (GO): cytoplasm
Molecular function (GO): oxidoreductase activity; nucleotide binding
Source: RefSeq, a predicted model, not a curated record